AUGAAUUGUUUAUCAAUCAAUUUAAGGGGGGUGCGCAGUAGUCGUAAGUCAGAUUGGAUCAAAGGGCUUAAAACUAGUUAUGGUAUACACUUUCUCGCCAUCCAGGAAACGAAAUUACAAGCGUCAGAGACGUUUAGGUUCAACCAGUUUUGGGGUCGAGCUGAAUUCAAGGUUGCUGUAGUGGACUCUCAGGGCAGAUCCGGUGGUCUUGCAUGUCUAUGGUCCCCAGCGGUGUUCAGGUGUGUAGACACUUACUAUAAUAGACACUUUAUCAUCGUGUCGGGUUUUUUGGUUCAGUCGGGGUGCAAAAUUAAUCUUGUUAACGUUUAUGCUCCUAAUGAUGCUAUUAGUAGACGUGGUGUCUGGAUGGAAAUUAUGGGGUUCAGAAACUCUUUACAAGGGUUAUGGGUCAUGAUGGGGGAUUUUAAUGAUGUACGGGAUGAAAGUGAGCGUAUGAACUCAGAGUUUGUUGAAGCUAAUGCGAGGGCCUUCAAUGAUUUUAUUAUUGCAGCCGGGCUAGUGGAGUAUAAUAUGGGUGGUGGAAAUUUCACAUAUAUUUCGGAUAAUGGUAAAAAGCUGAGUAAGUUGGAUCGCUUCCUUGUGUGUUUGGGGUUUAGGGAGAAUUGGCCAAAUGCGAGUGUGGUUGCCUUGGCUAGGGAGGUCUCGGAUCAUCGGCCUAUUGUUCUCUCCACCGUUCAAUCAGAUUUUGGUCAUAUCCCUUUCAGAUUCUUUAACUCAUGGUUUGAAUUUCCUGGAUUCCUCGAAUUUGUUCUCCAGAACUGUGGUGCUUUUCAAUUCGCGGGGCCGGGGGAUUUUGCACUUGCGAUUAAAUUCUGGUGGCUUAAAGACAAAAUUAAAUCAUGA
Messenger RNA from Helianthus annuus (common sunflower), 864 nucleotides. RefSeq lists its product as uncharacterized. NCBI's taxonomy places the organism in Eukaryota, Viridiplantae, Streptophyta, Magnoliopsida, Asterales, Asteraceae. Bases 1 to 864 code for a protein of 287 amino acids. Gene Ontology annotation, molecular function: catalytic activity. The transcript has a single exon. The record is from RefSeq and is a predicted model, not a curated record.